AUGGUUCUGGGACCAUCCGAGCGAUUUCGAAAUAUUAUCGGCUUUCUUAGCACAAUAUCAACUAUGAUUGGUGUGAAUGUAAUGAAUCCCAACUAUCGAAUCAAUAUAGUGACGCGCUUUGUGAUGUUUGCUAUAUGUGUAUUUUAUAUAAAUCUCAUCUACACCAUCUACGUGGGAAUUGUUAUAGAAGAUGAUUGGACAAUCGUAUUACAAGUGACUGCCUUACUCCCUAGCGCCUUAGAGGGUAUGACAAAGCUUAUAUCGGUUCUAAAGCAUCAAGAAGGUUGGCGUUACUUGGGAAUGGCCUUCGAAUGUGUCUAUGUCGCUUAUGAACAGAAGAACCAAUGUUACAGGGAAUGUCUAAUGAAACACGUUAUUUUAACACGAAAACUGCUGAUAUGCUGCAUACUUAUUUAUUUCAUACCUGCUCUCACCGUGGUCACAUUUCCCUUUGUAUAUGGCGCUAUCUACAAUGAGAGGAAUAACGAAGUCCGCGACUCUAUUUAUAAUGAAUGUUUGUGGUACGAAAUGUCGGUCAUAGAGCAGAAAAUUGUGCUGAUAAUGCUGAUGAAGUCACAAAACACCAUUAACUUAUCGGUGGGCAGGGUGAUGGAUCUAUCUAUGGCUACGGCGCUAAGUGUGACAAAGGCAAUUUACAGUUAUGCAAUGGUUAUUUAUAACUUCUUACAAAAGGAUUCAAUUUCUUAA
Messenger RNA from Scaptodrosophila lebanonensis, 708 nucleotides. RefSeq names its product odorant receptor 67d-like. Gene Ontology annotation, biological process: sensory perception of smell. The record is from RefSeq and is a predicted model, not a curated record. Gene Ontology annotation, cellular component: membrane. Lineage: Eukaryota; Metazoa; Arthropoda; Insecta; Diptera; Drosophilidae. The transcript is spliced from 2 exons. Bases 1 to 708 code for a protein of 235 amino acids. Gene Ontology annotation, molecular function: odorant binding; olfactory receptor activity.